Micromonas commoda is the source of this 3468-nucleotide messenger RNA. RefSeq lists its product with no specific name. Lineage: Eukaryota; Viridiplantae; Chlorophyta; Mamiellophyceae; Mamiellales; Mamiellaceae. The transcript is spliced from 4 exons. The coding region runs from base 1 to 3468 and encodes 1155 amino acids. The record is from RefSeq and is a predicted model, not a curated record.
AUGGGGGUCGAAACGGACGCCCCCGCGGGCGACGUGACCCCGUGGGAGCUGGGAUACCUCGACGACGGCGACGACGCGCUCGCGGCGCUCGCGGACGACCUCGCACGGCAUCUCGACCUCGCGCGCCAUGUCCUGCCCGAGUGCCCGCACGCGGAUAUCCUGCGCGCGCGUCUCGCCUCGCUCCUGCGCGCGUGCGAGCGAGCCCCGGUGGUCGCGGUGGAGGACUGGCGCUCGUCGUCGGCACGUCUCGGCGACGAUGAAGCAUCGGGGUCAGCUCCGGACGGGGUCGCGCUCGCCUGCGCGAAUGACGUCGUCGCUGUACUGAUGCCGAGCACCGAACUCGGGGGAUCGCGCCCGGCACGCGAGGCGCCGCCGGAGAUGGUGCGCGGCGACGGCGCGUCGCGCACGCCGCGCGCCAUCGACGCGUGGUGGUUCGCAGACGCCGUCGUCGUCGUCGCAUCAGCUUCUCAGGAGCGGACGCGACGGGAGAAUCUGGCGGACAAAUCGAAAGACGUCUCGAAAGGACAAGGACCGUUCCCGGAACAGAAACCGGACCACGGGGACCGUUCCCGGAACAGAAACCGGACGGACGCGUCGACGCAGCAUCCGCCGCCCAGGGACGCCAACGCCCCGCGCGGCGCUCGGCGGUUUUGGUCGUCGCAGGCGUUCGCGAAAUCGCCCCUGGCGGAGGAUUCGUUGGCGGCGGCGGCGACGGUGGCGCGGCAGCUCGGGCCCCUCGGCGCGGACUCGGCGUUCGUGAUCGUGCAGGACUGCGAGAGCGCGCGGGAGGCGAGGGACGCGCGCGGGUGCCUGGUCCACGCGGGCCUCGCCGAGGCGAAUGUGUUUUGUCUCGAAAAGUCGCUCGCGGACGAGGAGGUCCGUUUGGAUGGCGGGAUGGGGGCGAGUUUUCGAAAGUGGCGCGCGGCGUGGGGGCGCGAUCGCGCGCGGCGCGUGGCGCGCGACUACGCCCCGGUUCGCGACUGCGUGCGCUUCUGGGCGAGCUUCGGGACGGUCAAGGACGACGGCGGCGGCGACGGCGGCGGUCGGGGAGCCGGCGCGGCGCUCAGAGAAGCGGCUUCGGCUUCGGAAUCGGAAUCGGAAUCGAUGGGCGACCGUUACGGCGACCGUUACGCGAGGGCGGCGCGGGAAGCGCUCGAGGCCGCACACGCCGAGGCGUCCCUCGCGUCCCUCGGCUCCUUCCUUCGAACGGCGCUCGAGGGUUUGCCGCGCGUCGGCGUCGGCGGAGCCUUCGACGUCGCGAGAAAGAACCGGGGAUCCGAUCGCGCCGCGCUCGCGACGUCCCUGUACGGAUCGUCCGCGUUCGAGUACGCCGCGGGAUUUUUCCUGUCCUGGACCGUCCCCGGCCCGCUCGCAGCGCACGCCGCGCACUUCACGAACAGGUUCCGAACGGCUUUCGUCUGCGCUCUACUCGCGGGGGAGUCGCCGCUGGAUCCGAGAGUCGUCGCGGCGGCGAUUGCGGUGUGCGCCGGGGCGGAUGGAUCGCUCGCGCUCGACGCGACGCUCGCGACGAGCGAACGGAGGGUGGAGGUGCGGAGGCGCGAGGAACGCGCCGCGGCGUCCUCGAGGGCAGAAAAAGCCGAGGAGGAACGCGAGCGGAAACGUAGCACCGCCGCCUCAUCGCGCGAACUCGCCGGCGCUCGGAUGGACGCGGCGGUGUGCAAGUCGCUGGUGGAUUCCACCUCGGAGCUUCGGCGUCGCGCGAUGCGCGCGAUGCGAUCGGUGACGGACGCGGGCGUCGACGCGCUUCGAGAGGCGGAGGCGGCGGCUGUCGACGCGGCUCGCGUUGUGUUCGACUCGGCGAAAACGGAAACGGAAACGGCCGCGAAAACGGUCGGGCGCGGGACCGCACGGUCCGAGUUGAAGCCCGGGGAGGUGGAAGACAUCGCGGAGCGCGCGUUUAGCCGCGCGUUGGCGCGAGAGACGGCGCGGCGGGUCGCCGUCGUGGUCUGCGGGCCGAUGUGGCUCGGCGCGACGCAGGCGGAUUUCACCAGCAUGGCCGCCGGGGCGAUGAGCGUAUACGCGUGCAACCAGUCGAUGUCGCUCUUCCUGCCGGGGUCUUUGCGCCGCGGGGAGAGCGCGGAGGAUGCCGCCGCGAGGCGCGCGUUGACGCCCUCCGACGGCGCCGUCGAGCUCUCCCUCGACGUCGACCUCGACGACGAAGUCGACGACGACGGCGACGACAACUUCGGCGCCGACGAAAGCCCCGAGUUCGCUCCUCUCCGACGCCGAGCGCUCAGGGUCAGGGUCACGCUUCGACCCGUCCCGGUCGCCGGCGGCGUCAUGGGCGAGGUCAACCGUGUGGCCAACGAGACGCGAAAGGGUCUGGACGCGGCGGGGCGGUCCAUAACCUCGGCCACAGUCGCGGCGAGUCGAGCGACGAUGGACGGGGCGCGGGCAGCGGGUCGAGCCAUCGGCGAGGUUGGCAAAAACAUCGCGGGCGCGGGCGAGUGGAUCGGCGCGUCCGUCACGUCCGUCGCGUCGAACCUCGCGUCAAAACCGGGGGACAGACCCGAACCUCGCGACGGUAAGGAGGACGGACAUCGCGUAAUCCAUCGCGAAGAGCCGGGGGCGAGGGGCGCCGAGGCGGCGAGUCCUUCAUCGGGACCUUCAUCGGGACCUUCGGCAUCGUCGGCGUCGUCGUUUUUCGCGGGUAUCGGCGCGGCGGCUCGAUCGCCCUUUGCGUCCUCCUCGUCGAAUCAAUCGACCAGAUCGCCGAACGCGCCCAAUCAGAGCGCGUCGUCGGUGCCGUCGUCGUCGUUCACGUUCGACGGACCGCCGAUCGUCAAGGACGUGUCGUCGCUGACUCCCGCGCAGGUGGAGGCGGUCAUCUCCGACCCGGCGGUGAACGCGGCCAUCGGCAAGCCGUCGAUGGUGAUGAAGAUAAUGUCCGACCGAAAGGUCGUGACGUCGCUGAGGGACCCUCGGGUGACCAAGGCGUACAUGGAGUUCACCAGGGAGCCGUGCAUGUUCGUCAAGUACAAGGACGACGAGCGCGUCCUGGCCCUGGCACAGAGGGUGCUCGAGCUCAUCGCGGAGUCCGGCGACGAGGCGCUCAUCGAAGUCAUGGACAGGCACGACCUGUUUCAGCCGCCGCCGCCCGACGCCAUGGCGAUGGAUCCGCGCGAGAAGAGCGCGGAGUACGACGCCAUCGCCGCCAAAUACGGCGGCGCGCCCGGCGGCAACGGAUCGCCGCCGCGGAACGAACACGGCGGGUGGCUGGGCGGGCUCAAGAUGCCGACGGUGACGAUGCCGGUGAUACCCGCGAUGGGUCUGCCCUCCGUCAAGGUGAAGAUCCCGAGCUUCGGGCCGGCGGCGGAGACGACGGGCGGCGGCGCGAUCCCCGCGGCGGCCACCACGAAGAAGGGGCUGACGAACGUGGCGACGGGGGAGGCGUCCGAGGAGGACGACUCCGACUCGGACGAGUUCCUAGACGCGGAGAGCGACUAA